This is a messenger RNA of Manihot esculenta (cassava), 1401 nucleotides long. RefSeq names its product hemolysin A. Bases 128 to 1063 code for a protein of 311 amino acids. Lineage: Eukaryota; Viridiplantae; Streptophyta; Magnoliopsida; Malpighiales; Euphorbiaceae. Gene Ontology annotation, molecular function: methyltransferase activity; RNA binding. Gene Ontology annotation, biological process: methylation. The transcript has 9 exons. The record is from RefSeq and is a predicted model, not a curated record.
UUUGCCUUAUUGCGGCCUUGCAUGGCUGCGGGAGGAGAGCGUUUUGGGCUGGCAAUUUGUGUUUUUUCUGAAUAUUUAGGUGCUGAGCGAGCUAUACAAUAAGGAUUUACGAAAAGAAGGGUUAAAAAUGGCGCUGCAAUUUCUGAAGCUUCCCAUUCUUUAUCGUUAUCGUAGUAAUGGCAACGCUACUAGUUCCAGCUUCUUUUUAUUAUCCAGAUCUUAUCCUUCUAGUUUUACUGUAAGAUGGGUCAAACCGGAAAUGAACUGUUCCUUCAGAAGCUUUGCCGUUGCGGGGGCUGGAAAGUUUCAAGUACCUAAAAAGAAAAGGAGACUGGAUGAAAUAUGUCUUGAAAGAUUCCAGCAAUACAGCCGAACCUUAAUUCAGUCAUGGAUUUUACAAGGCAAAGUGUUUGUAGAUGGGAAGAUGGUGAACAAAGCUGGCACACCUGUCUCCAACAAAGCUGUUGUAGAGAUUAGCGCUGAAAUUCCAAAAUACGUAUGUAGAGCAGGAUAUAAGCUAGAAGCUGCCAUUGAACAGUUGGGUGUUGAUGUAACUGGCAAAGUAGCCCUUGAUUCAGGGCUGUCAACUGGAGGAUUUACUGACUGCUUGCUUCAGCAUGGUGCAUCAUUUGUCUAUGGAGUUGAUGUAGGUUAUGGACAGGUGGCAGACAAAAUUCGCCGAGACGAACGUGUUUGUGUGGUAGAAAGAACAAACUUAAGAUACCUCUCUGAACUCCCCCAAAAAGUUGAUUUAGUGACUCUAGACCUCUCAUUCAUCUCUAUUCUCCUGGUCAUGCCUGCUGUAGUUAAUGUUAUGAAAGAAGAUGCAACAUUGAUUACCUUGGUUAAACCUCAAUUUGAAGCUCGCAGAUCACAAGUAGGAAGGGGUGGAAUAGUCAGAGAUCCUCAUGUACACCAAGAGGUUCUUGAGAAGAUUCUAAAAGGUGUGGAGAACUUUGGAUUCUGCAGCAAAGGGUGGAUUGAGUCUCCUUUAAAGGGUGCUGAAGGUAACACAGAAUUUCUGGUUUAUUUUAGUCGAAUACCUGAGAAAAGUACAGAAUAGUAUAUUCAUAUGAAAGAAGCGAGACAGUCAUCAUCCUGGAUGCAAAAUCUUCACUCAGGCUGGCAUAUGCAGCCUGGCAUCCAAAAGAAGAAAGUUUGGCUUGCCACCAAUGUUUGUAAAUUUCUAUAAACUGUAAUAUGAUAUAGAGUUGAAAACACAACAAAUGAAAGACAAGCGAUAUUAGCCCUUCAGAUUCGAUGCAAUUAUUGACUUGCUUGCCUGCGCAUGCAAAUGGUAUGCCAAAUGCUGUCUAAUGAGUUUGAUAAAUUGCCUCCUUUUUGGAGACAAAAUCUAAAGCUCCAGUUUCACUUCUUAUGAAGCAAUAUAAUUCAAAGCUA